AUGAGACCAUACAAGUUGUCAAAACAGACCAUCAAGUCGAAAGAGUUGCGUCUAUUCUACAGUAAUCAAUGGCGUUUGGAGAGCGGUCGUCUGCCAGAUAUGCGAUUCCAGGACAUCAAUUUUGAAACGGACAUUCAAAAGCGCGUAGAUUCAUUCAUGGAUGGAAACGAACUCGUUGGUCUGUUAAUAGGACCUACAGGUUGUGGAAAAACCCAUGAGAUUAUCAAUAGGGCAAAAAAGCAAUUCACAAUCUUCAUUGACGCUCGAUCUUACCCAGCUUUAGAUGACUCUGAUGAUGCCUCACUCUUCUCAUUGAAAGAAAGUUUUGAAAGCAUCACUUCAAAAUGGAAAAAACCGAAUCAAGACCUGCCACAACUCUAUGAUAUUACCUAUGCCUUUCUACUGUCUCGUGUUCUGUUCCUCAAAUAUCUCAAAGAUAUCCUAACAUAA
Batrachochytrium dendrobatidis JAM81 is the source of this 450-nucleotide messenger RNA. RefSeq lists its product as uncharacterized. Lineage: Eukaryota; Fungi; Chytridiomycota; Chytridiomycetes; Rhizophydiales. The transcript has a single exon. The coding region runs from base 1 to 450 and encodes 149 amino acids. The record is from RefSeq and is a predicted model, not a curated record.